AUGGUCCCCAAGUACUUGCUGAUGGCAGGAGUGAUGCUCUACCUCCUCCCUGAGUGCACUCAAGAAUGGAGCCAGACUCUGGAAAACAGUGAAAAGAGGGAAAUCGCUAUGCUUCUGAGCCAACUGCAGAAAACCCCGUCUCACUCAUGCCUGAAUGACAGAGCACACUUACAAUUUCCUUGGGAGAGAGGCAGUAGCACCUCAAUCCAGAAGAGUCAAGGCGCCUGUUUCUACCAACUGAUGCUCCAGCACAUGUUCGUGCUCUUCAGCACUAAGCACAGCCGCGCUGCCUGGAACCACAGCGUCCUGGAGAAGCUACUCUCAAGCCUUCAUUACAGCCUGGAACAUCUACAUCUAGAGCCCAGAGAACAGGGCAGCCCAGCUUGUCUCUCCUCGGGAAUGAAAGAACUUGUGAGAAAGUACUUCCGAAGAAUCAAGCUCUAUCUGAAGCAAGAGAAAUACAGUACGUGUGCUUGGGAGAUUGUCAGGGUGGAAAUUCAAGCCUCCUCUUUCCUCAUGAAAUAA
This is a messenger RNA of Sorex araneus (European shrew), 525 nucleotides long. Its product is annotated as interferon omega-1-like. The coding region runs from base 1 to 525 and encodes 174 amino acids. NCBI's taxonomy places the organism in Eukaryota, Metazoa, Chordata, Mammalia, Eulipotyphla, Soricidae. Gene Ontology annotation, cellular component: extracellular region. Gene Ontology annotation, biological process: response to exogenous dsRNA; B cell proliferation; adaptive immune response. Gene Ontology annotation, molecular function: type I interferon receptor binding; cytokine activity. The record is from RefSeq and is a predicted model, not a curated record. The transcript has a single exon.